Molecule: messenger RNA, 786 nt
Organism: Nicotiana attenuata
Lineage: Eukaryota; Viridiplantae; Streptophyta; Magnoliopsida; Solanales; Solanaceae
Exons: 1
Coding region: 1-786 (261 amino acids)
Source: RefSeq, a predicted model, not a curated record
AUGUCAAAUUUGUUAAAACUUGAAUUUGUGGCACUUGACAUCUCUGGAAAGAACUAUUUGUCAUGGGUUCUCAAUGAUGAAAUUCACUUAGGUGCUAAAGGUCUUGGUGAUAUCAUUACUCAAGGUAAUGAGGCAUCAAGUCAGGACAAAGUGAAGGCUAUAAUUUUCCUUCGUCAUCAUCUGCAUGAAGGAUUGAAAGUUGAAUAUCUAAUAGUGAAAGAUCCACUUGAAUUGUGGACUGGUUUGAAGGAAAGGUAUGACCACCUUAAGGCGAUUGUAUUGCCAAAGGAUCGUUAUGAGUGGGUACACUUAUGGUUGAAAGAUUUUAAGACCGUAAGCAAGUAUAACUCUGUUGUAUUUAGAAUAACUUCCCAAUUAAAAUUAUGUGGAGAAGCUAUAAAUGAUGAGGACUUGUUGGAAAAGACUCUUACGACUUUUCAUGCCUCAAAUAUGGUAUUACAACAACAAUACUGUGAAAGGGGUUUCAGAAAAUAUUCUGAGUUGAUCUCAUGCCUUCUGGUGGCUGAGCAACAUAAUACCCUUUUGAUGAAUCAUGAUGCCCGACCCGCUGGAUCCGCUCUAUUUGCUGAAGCGAAUGUGCUAGCAACACGUGAUAAGUUUGAAAGAAAACAAAAUAAUUAUCAGGGCCAUAUGAAUGUACGUGGUGUGGCAAGGGACGAUAUAAUAAUCGUCAUCGUGGUGGUCAUUAUAAACGGGAGAAUAAUAUGGAUUCUCAAAACAAUCCUUCAAGAGGCAAAGGCAAUAACUGUCAUAGAUAUGGUAUGA